CACCGCGGUUCCUCUCCCCGGCUCCGAGAUGGAUCGGUGCCUUCCAGCCAGCCCCUGCCGGCAGUCCUGCUCUCCCGUCGAUCGAUCAGCCCACCCCACAGCCGUCGCCUCCUGCUGCAGCUCCAACCGAAAUGUCAGGCCACUCCGAGCCCCAGGACCAGCUGCCUCCCCAGGCUCAGAUCUUUGCCAUGAUCAACCAGAUGUGGACAACCCGAGCCACCGCCGCCAUUGCCAAGCUCGGCGUUCCUGAUGUUCUUGCAGCAGGCCCCAAGUCAGCCCGCGAGAUCGCCCAGAUGCUCCAGUUGAACGAGGCCGCGCUGUUCCGCCUGCUGCGAGCCGGCUCGGUCUUUGGGAUCCUCCGCCACGACACUGCUGCAAACACCUUCGAGCUGACCGACCUGGGCCAUGUCUUGCGCUCGGACUCGCCCAACAGUCUCAGGAACUACCUGCUGACCGCUGUCUCUCCCAGCCACUGGCGCCCCUGGGGUCAGGUCGAACAGGCUGUCCAGACCGGCCUCCCUCCAACCCUCAGCGAACUGGGCUGUGAUAUCUUUACUUACUUCCAGCGCAACCCCAAGGAGGCCGAGGACUUUGCCAACGCCAUGAGCCACCUCUCGUCGCUGUCGAUCGAGCCGACCCUGGACGUGCUGCCUUUGGACAAGUCCGAGGUCGUGGUCGAUGUCGGCGGCUCGCACGGCGUGCUGCUUGGGUCCAUCCUGGGCCGCUGGAAGCACCUUCGCGGAGUCCUCUUGGAAGUCCCCGAGGUUAUCCAGACCGCACCGGCCGUGCUUGAGCCGUUCGGCCUCGGCGAUCGCAUCGAGCUAGUUGCCGGAGACUUUUUCAAGGACAUUCCUGCUGGCGACACGUAUAUCCUCAAGCACAUUCUCCACGACUGGAGUGAUGACGAGUGCAUCCAGAUCCUGUCGAACGUCUACAAGGCCAUGGCUCCAGGCGGCCGCAUCUUUGUCCUCGAGAUCCUUGUCGAUACCAGCAGCAAAGCUAGCGCCACCAACUCUGUAUGCAUGGACUUGAACAUGCUGGUGCUGACCACCGGGCGCGAGCGAACCCUUGAGGAGUACGGCUGCCUGUUCAGCAAGACCGGUCUCCAUCUUCGCCAGGCUCACAAGACCGCCAGCCUCAUCACCGUCAUCGAGGGCUACAAGGACUAGAUGCCGUCCUGUUCCUGGCGACCAGCAUCAUGAUAUUACUUGGUUUGCCACCCACCGCAACAGCCUCGCGAUAUGAAAUGCUUGGGAGAGAGAGAGAGCAGCACUGGCUUCGAAUACAUUGCUCCUUAUGGGAGAUGUCCAUGCGUAUAUAUCGGCCGAGCUGCCCUCGGAUCAAGAGAGCCCGCUAGGCCGAAAUGUUCAUCUUGGACAUGGGCUUCUCGUCUGUCUGCGACUGGCUGACCGAGCUCCUCUGCGGAUUCUUCUGUGCGUCCCCUAGCUUCCAGAUCUCGAUGAUGAACGAUACAACCAGGUUGCAUCCAAUGGCCUGUUGGACAGAUGAAUAUUAGCUGCAAGCCUUCCGCAGCAAAGCGCAGCGGCCAGACACAAUCAAAGCUUGGGUGGGAUUCCCCGACUCGAU
Polychytrium aggregatum is the source of this 1587-nucleotide messenger RNA. RefSeq names its product O-methyltransferase family protein. Gene Ontology annotation, molecular function: O-methyltransferase activity. The record is from RefSeq and is a predicted model, not a curated record. The coding region runs from base 132 to 1169 and encodes 345 amino acids. NCBI's taxonomy places the organism in Eukaryota, Fungi, Chytridiomycota, Chytridiomycetes, Polychytriales. The transcript has a single exon.